Messenger RNA from Ceratitis capitata (Mediterranean fruit fly), 23195 nucleotides. It is a transcript of the gene bent, whose product is annotated as twitchin. NCBI's taxonomy places the organism in Eukaryota, Metazoa, Arthropoda, Insecta, Diptera, Tephritidae. Gene Ontology annotation, biological process: protein phosphorylation. Gene Ontology annotation, molecular function: protein kinase activity; protein binding; ATP binding. The record is from RefSeq and is a predicted model, not a curated record.
UUGUUGAGACCGGGCGAGGUUGGUGACGGACAGCGUCGCAGAACAUCAAUAGAUGUACGUCGACCCAGUGUGCAGGAUCUUGAAGACUUAAUUAACAAGGCAUCGACACCGUUACGAGAAGUCGGAGAUGGUGGCCCACCGCAAAUUAUUGAUGUGCAAGAGUCAUAUUCAGUGGUUGAAGACUCGACGGCUUAUAUGACAGUCGGCGUUGAAGGCAAUCCAGCACCGACAUUUAGAUUCUAUAAAGGUGUUAGUGAAAUUAUCGAAGGUGGUCGCUUUAAAUUUCUCACCGAUGGUCAAACAAAUUCCAUUACGCUCUGUAUGCGAAAGUGUAAACCCAAUGAUGAGGGGAAGUAUAAAGUGGUUGUUGCGAAUAUACACGGCGAAGAUUCGGCUGAAAUGCAAUUAUAUGUGUCUGAUUCUAGUGGCAUGGACUUCCGUGCUAUGCUAAAAAAACGUCGUUAUCAAAAAUGGGACAAAGAAGAAGAAGAUCCCAAUUGGGGUGAAUUAAAACAAACAGAAAAACCAUUGCCAACACUCAAAAAAGUUGAGAGGGCAACACGAUCACGUAGACCGUCUUUAGCCGAAUUGAUACCCGACUGGCCGACAUUACAUCCGUUUCGUCGCGAGGAGAAACAAGAAUCCUUCCUCAGCCCGUUAAUUGAUCAGUUUGCCAAGGAAGGUAAAGACAAGAAGGUUGUGUUUGAAGCUCGUUUCAGUAAGCCCAAUUGUAAGACCAAAUGGAUGUUGCGCAAAGAUGAACUUUUCACUGGAAGCAAAUACAAAUUUAAAAAUGAAAAUGACACUUACCAGUUGAUUGUGAUGAAUCCCAAAGUGGAAGAUGGUGGAAAGUAUACGAUCGAAAUUGGUGGAGUUUCUAGCACAGCAUUUUUAAAUGUCGAAGAAGCUGAUCCCAGCUAUACAUUUACUAAGCCUCUCAAGAAGAAGAUCGAAGGAUUUACGAAACACGAGACAACGUUAGAGUGCGCUGUUAGUAGUAGCAUGGCCAAUGUAACCUGGUUCAAAGAUAAUAAGAAAAUCGAAUCUGACGAUCCACGUUAUCUUAUAUCCAAAGAUAUUAAUGGCAACCUUAAGCUUAUUAUCAAGGAGUCUCUACUUGAAGAUACCGGUCAGUACCGCUGUCAAUUAGAUAAACAGCCCGAUAAGACUGAAGUGGCAGUUAAAAUUGUCGAGUAUCCAUAUAAGUUUGUGAAAGUAUUGAAAUCACUACAAUGCAUUGAAAAGGACAAUGUAACACUGGCAUGUGAAAUUGAUGAUGCUACUGGUGAAGUGCAAUGGUGGCGUGGCGAUGACGAAAUCAAGGGUGACAAACGCAUGCAAAUCGUUAAGGAUGGACGAAAACGGAAACUUAUAAUUAAAGACUGCAAAGUUAGCGACGCGGGGCAAUUUAGAUGUACAACAAAUGCCGAUAAAACAGAAGCAGAAAUUAUCAUCAAUUAUCAAAAUCGUUUCAAUAAGAAGCUUAAGGACACCGAUGCCGUGGAACGGGAAAAAUUGAUACUUGAUGUUGAAUUACAAGAUCAAACUGCACCGUGCGAAUGGAAGAUUAACGGUAAUCCUAUUGAACCGAAUGAACGCAUCGAAAUAAAAAAUAUUGGUGGUGGCAAGCAUCAACUGAUUUUUAAUAAUCUCGAACUCAGCGAUGAAGGCGAAAUAACUUGCGAAUCUGGUAAAUUGUCAUCCACAUGUAAACUAGCAGUACGCGUGGGCGAAAGCAGACCUAAUAUUGACUGCCCUGCUGAAUUCGCUGGUUCAAUUAGUGCUCCUGUAGUUUUAGAAGUGCCAUACAAAGUUAACGGUACAAGACAAACACCCGUGGAAGCCAAGUUGGUCAAAGAUGGUAAAACAUUGCCUGUGAAGGAUGUUGAAGUGGGUGUAACUGAAGACAAGAUUACCUUUAAAGUUAAGAAACCAGCUCGUGAUAUGUCCGGUUCUUAUGAAAUAAAAUUAUCUAAUGGGCAAGGUGAAGAUGUAAAAAGCGUAACAGUUAUAUUCCAAGAUGUACCACAGCCACCCCAAAAUGUCGAUGUUGUGGAAGUUUUCCAAACAUCAUGUAAAGUAACUUUCGAUAAUCCUGACGAUGAUGGUGGGUUACCAAUUAUAAAGUACAUUGUAGAACGUCAAGAUUUAAGUAAAAAGCAAAGCUGGGAAGUUGUCGCUGAGGUUCUGCCGGAAGGACAACUUUUAAAGAAAAUUGAAGAUCUAACGCCAAAAAGACAGUACAGAUUCCGUAUACGUGCUAUAAAUAAAAUAGGCCCAUCUGAACCUGCUGCUUUCAAAAAUAUCGUAUUAGCAAAAGAUCCCUGGGAUGAGCCGGGAAAACCGAAGAAUGUCGAUCUUACAGACUGGGAUAGCGAUCAUGCUGAUCUUAAGUGGGAUGCUCCCGAUGAUAAUGGAGGCGAUCCUAUAUCAGCUUAUAUAAUUGAAUAUAAAGAAAAAUUUUCCAGCGAUUGGGUAGCAGGUAAAGAGGUACCCAGUGAUGCUCAUAUGGGUACAGUGGAUGGAUUAAAAGAAGGACAACAGUAUGAAUUCCGAGUCCGUGCUGUUAACAAGGCUGGUCCAGGUGAACCUAGCGACAAAACGAAGGCAAUAAUUGCUAAAUCCCGUUUUGUAAAACCGUUCAUCGUUGGUGAUGGCCUUAAGAACAUCGUUGUGAAAAAGGGUCAGACAGUACGUUUCGAUAUCAAAUAUGAUGGUGAACCAGAACCGUCAGCUAAAUGGCUUAAAUGUACAGAAGUUUUAAUUUUCGAUAAUCAACGCCUUAUACUUGAUCAAAUGGAACGCAAUUCAUGUAUUACUAUUAAGAAGGCUGUACGCAAAGAUACCAGUAUUUACAAAAUUGUUUUGUCCAACAGCUCUGGUUCCAUCGAAUCUGAGUCACAAGUAACUGUACUGGAUAAACCAUUAUCACCAAGUGGUCCAAUGGAACCGGAAGAAGUGCGUGCUGACCACAUUAAAAUGAAAUGGAAGCGUCCACAAGACGAUGGUGGCUGCGAAAUAACUGGUUAUGCAUUGGAAAGAAUGGAUGAAGAAACUGGCCGUUGGAUACCAGUUGGCGAAGUAGGACCUGGGGAAACAUCUUUCAAUUUCAAGGGACUUACGCCAAAUAAAAAAUAUAAAUUCCGUGUAAAAGCUGUAAAUAAGGAGGGUGAAUCUGAGCCAUUGGAAACGACAGAACCGAUUGUUGCCAAAAAUCCAUUUGACCCACCAAGCCCGCCCGGGAAAGCAGAAAUUGUUGAUUAUGACAACAAGAGCGUGUCGCUUAUGUGGAAACGUCCACCAUCCGACGGUGGAAGACCCAUACUGCAUUACAUUGUUGAAGUUAAGGACAAAUUUUCAGCUACUUGGAGCGAAAUAGCAAAAACUGAGAAUGCAACUCCUGAAUUUUACGUUGAUGGUCUUAAAGAAAAAAUGGUAUAUCAAUUUCGUGUACGCGCUGUAAAUAAAGCCGGCCCAUCCGAACCUUCAGAACCUACCGAUAAUCACUUGUGCAAGCAUAAGAACCUGAAACCUCAAAUCGAUCGUUCAACAUUUAAGCGGGUUACAAUCAAGACUGGCCGCACCCACAAAUGGACAGUGGAUGUCAUUGGUGAACCAGUACCAACUUUACAUUGGAGCUGGCGCGAUGAUAUACCACUUUCCACCGGUGAUCGUAUAAAAAUAGAAAAUAUCGACUAUCGUACUGAAUUUGUCAUCUCCAAUGUUGUACGCAAAGAUAGCGGUAUGUACACAAUUAAGGCAGAAAAUCGGAAUGGCGUAGAUCACGAAACAGUGGAACUAAUUGUACUUGGCAAACCAAGCGCUCCAAAAGGACCUUUGGCUAUUAGUGAUGUAACGGCGAAUGGCUGUAUGUUGCAAUGGAAGAAGCCUGAAGAUGAUGGUGGCAUACCGAUUAAGGAGUAUGUAAUCGAGAAAAUGGAUACGGCUACCGGAAAAUGGGUGCGCGUUGGUCGCUCUCCAGGAGACAAGAUGCCGCCAAGCUUUGAUGUGACUGGUUUAAAUGCGGGAUCUGAGUAUAUGUUCCGGGUAACUGCGGUGAAUGAGGAAGGUGAAUCCGAACCGCUAACCACAUUGGUUGGCAUGGUGGCCAAAGAUCCAUACGAUGAGCCGAAUAAGCCAGGUACACCAGAAGUUACUGACUAUGACAACCAAAGCAUUUCAAUAAAAUGGACCCCACCAAUUAAUGAUGGUGGGGCAUCCAUUGAAAAAUACAUUAUUGAGAAGAAGGAUAAAAACAAGCCGGAUUGGGAAAAGACUAUUGAAGUGCCUGGAAAUCAAUUAGAUGCCACUAUAAGUGGUUUACAUGAAUAUGAGGAAUAUCAGUUCCGCGUAAUUGCUGUGAAUAAAGCUGGGUUAUCACCGCCAUCUGAUCCAAGCAAAGUUCAGGUUGCCAAAUAUAAGAAACUCAAACCAAGAAUAGAUCGCAGUAAUUUGAAACCACUACUAAUCCGUGCAGGAAAGCCCGUAAAGUAUGAUAUCAAGGUACGUGGCGAAUCGCCACCAACUAUUACUUGGUACCAAAAUGGCAAGGAAUUAAUAUCUGAAAAGUUGCCUUCGAACUAUGAAAUUAAGAAUAUACCCCAUAAUACUAAAAUCUCGAUAAUUGACACCGAACGUAAGCAUACUGGCAUUUACAAGAUACGGGCUGUAAAUGAAAGCGGUGAGGACGAAGCCGAAGUGGAAGUUAACAUUUUAGGACCACCAGCUAAGCCAAAGGGCCCACUUGAGGUUAGGGAUAUAACGAAGCAUAGCUGCAAACUAAAAUGGAAGAAACCAGAAGAUGACGGUGGCAAGCCAAUCACAGCAUACCAAGUUGAAAAGUUCGAUAAAAAACAAGGUCGCUGGGUACCAGUUGGGCGCACAUCUGGCAAUGAUACUGAAAUCGAUGUCAAAGGCCUUCAAGAAGGCCAUGCAUAUCAAUUCCGUGUCAAAGCAAUCAAUGAGGAGGGCGAAUCUGAACCACUUGAAAGCAACGGUAGUAUUGUUGCCAAAGACCCAUAUACCGUCGCCGGUAAACCAGGUCUGCCGAAGGUCGAUGAUUACAGUGAGCAUAUGAUUAAAUUGAAGUGGGAACCUCCCAAAGAUAAUGGAGGUGCGCCAAUCUCAGGUUACGUAAUUGAGAAAAAGGAUAAAUAUUCACCAAUAUGGGUGGAGGUGAUUACAACAGACACACCCAACCCAGAGGCAACUGUUGACAACCUAAUUGAAGGCAAUGCUUACCAGUUUCGUGUUCGUGCCAUCAAUAAAGCCGGUCCCAGCGAGCCUAGCGGUGCUACUGAGACCCAUAUAUCCAAGCCAAGAAACUUGAAGCCACAUAUUAACCGUGAUAAGAUGAAACUUGUUAAAGUACGAGCAGGCCAAACGGUUAAGUUCGAUGUUGACGUGAAGGGUGAACCUGCACCAGCAUUGACUUGGAUAUUUAAGGAGAAAGAGCUAUCCAGUGAUAAUCAAGUACGCUUAGAAAAUGAGGACUAUACCACCAAGCUAACGAUAUUGGACACUACACGUGUACAAAACGGAUUUUAUAAAUUAAAAGCUGAAAAUGAAAAUGGCAUUGACGAAGCCGAUGUUGAGGUCAUUAUACUUGAUAAACCAGCUAAGCCUGAAGGCCCUUUGUUCCCAUUCGACGUACAUAAAGAGGGCUGCAAAUUGAAGUGGGGAAAGCCAAAAGAUGAUGGCGGUGUACCUCUGUCAGGCUAUGUCAUUGAAAAGAUGGACAUCUCUAUUGGACGUUGGGUACCAACCGGCUCGGUUGAUCCCGAAAAGACAGAGUAUGAAGUUAAGGGUCUUGAGCCUAAUCAUCGUUAUCAGUUCCGAGUGAAAGCGGUAAACGAAGAAGGUGAAUCAGAUCCUUUAGAAGCUGACCAGACUUUAGUAGCUAAAAACCCAUUUGAUGUAUCCGCACCACCUGGUCUGCCAGAGUUGGAGGACUGGGACGAACAGCAUGUAAAACUUAAGUGGGAGCCGCCUAUUCGUGAUGGUGGUGCGCCCAUCACAGGUUACAUUAUUGAAAUGAUGGAUAAAGACUCUGGCGAAUUCGUUAGAGCCGCCGAGAUUAACGAUACGAUAUGCGAGGGCACUGUAAAGAAACUAGAAGAAGGCCAACAAUAUAAAUUCCGUGUUCGGGCAUUGAAUAAAGCAGGGCCCUCGGAUCCAUCGGAGCAGACCAAUUGGCAUACAGCUAAACCACGGUUCUUGAAACCAUAUAUUGAUCGCACUAAUUUGAAACCAGUUGUGGUAAAAGUUGGAUUGUCUAUCAGUCUGGAUAUCAAUGUUAGAGGGGAGCCCGCGCCGAAAAUUCAGUGGUUCUUUAAAGAUCAACCACUUGUGUCCGACGAAGAAGGGACUAAAAUCGAUAGCGUCGAUUACAAUACCAAAUUCUUUGCUAUACGCGCCAAACGUACGCAGAGUGGAAAGUAUUUGAUCAAGGCCACAAAUGAGGUUGGAGAAGAUGUUGCAGAGCUAGAUGUUACAGUUUUGGGUAAGCCUGGUAAACCAAAGGGACCACUACAAAUUAAUGAUAUCACCAAACAUGGAUGCAAAUUGAAGUGGCAAAAACCUGAUGAUGAUGGCGGCUCACCAAUAGAUUAUUACGAAAUUGAAAAACUUGAUCCGCACGCUGGACAAUGGAUACCGUGUGGUAAAAGCGCUGAACCACAGGCCAAGAUAAUUGGUUUACAGGAGGGAAAGCCGUAUAAGUUCCGUGUGAGAGCAAUUAACAAGGAGGGUGAAUCGGAGGCCUUAGAAACUGAGAAGGAAAUUAUUGCUAAAAAUCCAUUCGAUGAACCAGAUAAGCCUGGCCGCCCAGAGCCAACUAACUGGGAUAAGGACUUCAUCGAUUUGGCUUGGGACCCGCCAAAGAACGAUGGUGGCGCCCCAAUACAAAAAUACAUCAUACAAAUGCGUGAUAAAUCUGGGCGUGCGUGGGUGGAUGUCGCUGCAGUGCCGGGUGAUCAUACAAAAGGUACUGUUACAAAUAUUGAAAAAGGCCAUGAAUAUGAAUUCCGUAUUGUUGCGGUCAAUAAAGCUGGACUAAGUGAACCCAGUGACGUCUCAAAAUCUGUUGUCGCGAAACCACGCUUCCUCAAACCAAACAUUGAUCGCAAGAACUUACAGAAGAAAGUAUUACGCAGUGGACAGAUGUUGCAUAUGGAAGCGGCAGUGAAAGCUGAACCACCAGCAAAAGUAACUUGGACUUACAAUAACGAAGUUCUCAAGACAGGAGAUCGUAUUAAAAUCGAGAAUGAAGAAUAUAAAACUACAUUCAUUAUGCCUAAAGUUAAGCGUGUAGAUAAAGGCAUAUACAUUGUCACAGCCAAAAAUAGUUCUGGUACUGAUGCUGUCGAAGUCGAAUUAGAAGUACUGUGCAUACCUAGCAAACCAAAGGGCCCGCUUGCAGUUUCAAAUGUAACUGCUGAAUCUGUACAUUUGAAAUGGGAUAAGCCUGAUGACGAUGGCGGCGAACCAAUCGAACAUUAUGUAGUAGAACGUAUGGAUACCGAAACUGGCCGUUGGGUGCCAGUAUGUACAACCAAGACACCAGAAGCGGAUGUUACUGGUAUAGUAGAAGGUAAACAAUAUUUGUUCCGAGUCAAAGCUGUUAAUGCAGAAGGUGAUUCAGAACCUUUGGUUACUGAGACACCCACAACAGCCAAAAAUCCUUAUGACGCUGCAAAUGCACCAGGAAAACCACAAAUCUUCGACUGGUCUGCUAAGCAUGCUGAUUUGAGUUGGCGUCCAUCAGACGAUGACGGUGGUUCACCGAUUACAAGCUAUGUUGUUGAAAAGAAGGAUAAUAACACCGGUAAAUGGCAAAAAGUAUUAGAAACGAGCACUCCCGAUUGCAAGGCACGAGUUAAUGAUCUUAUCGAGGGCACAAAAUACCAGUUCCGGGUUAAAGCUGUCAAUAAGGCUGGCCAAAGUAAGCCUUCAGAACCAUCUGAUCAAAUAACAGCAAAGGAUCGCUUCACGCCACCGAAAAUUGAUAAAACAAAUAUUAAGGAUAUAACUAUAAAAGCUGGACAACAUAUUCGCCUUGAUAUUAAAGUCUCUGGCGAGCCUCCCGCAACAAAAACUUGGUUUCACAACAAAGCGCGCAUCGAGGGUCAAUCAGAUGAUGUCAAUAUCGAUAUUGAAUCGUAUCGUACCAAGUUUUCUAUACCAUUUGCUAAACGCGAAAGUACUGGAAAAUAUACAAUCAAAGCUGAAAACGAUUCAGGUCAUGACGAAGCUACAUUUGAAAUCAUAGUCUUGGAUAAACCCAAUAAGCCAGAAGGACCAUUGCGCGUAUCGGAUGUGCACAAAGAAGGUUGCAAAUUGAAAUGGAAUCCACCCUUGGAUGAUGGAGGCUUACCCAUUGAGUACUAUGUAGUAGAGAAAAUGGAUUUGGAAGCUGGUCGUUGGUUGCCCUCAGCACGUGUUAAAGAACCGUUUGUUGAGCUCAAAAAUUUAGAGCCUGGACACGAAUACAAAUUUCGCGUGGUGGCUGUUAACACCGAAGGGGAAUCUGAACCGCUAGAUGGCGAGCAAUCCAUUGUAGCCAAAAAUCCGUUCGAUGAACCUGGUAGGCCCGGUACUCCUGAAGCUAUUGAUUGGGAUAAAGACCAUGUGGAUUUGGUAUGGAAGCCACCAUUAAGCGAUGGUGGUUCGCCCAUUACAUGUUAUGUUAUAGAGAAACGGGAGAAAGGUUCAGAUCGCUGGAUUAAGGUAGCGGAAUCACCAGCUGGUCCCGGUGUUGGAGAAUACAAGGCUAGCGUACCAAACCUCGAUGACAACUGCGAAUAUGAAUUCCGAGUAAAGGCUUUAAAUCAAGCUGGAUCUGGUGAACCAUCCGACGCAAGCAAAUCGGUCAUAACGAAACCAAGAAAGAUGGCCCCGAAAAUUGAUCGACGCCAUAUUCACACAUACAAUGUGAAAGCUGGAGAGCCAAUACUCUUGGAUAUACAUAUCACAGGUGAACCCGCACCGGAUGUCACAUGGUAUCAAAGCAACAAAUCCAUUCAAACAACCUUAAGUAGGCGCAUUGAAGAUAUUCCCUACAAGACGAAAUAUAUUAACAGCAGUCCUGAGCGCAAAGACACAGGUUUAUAUAAAAUUGUGGCAUCGAAUAAGUUUGGUCAGGACCAAGCUGAAUUCCAGAUCAAUAUAAUAUCUAAACCUGGACAGCCCGAAGGUCCGCUCGACGUAACAGAUGUGCAUAAAGAGGGUUGCAAACUCAAGUGGAAAAAACCCAAAGAUGAUGGCGGAGAGCCUAUCGAAGGGUAUCUGGUAGAAAAAUUCGAUCCUGAAACUGGCAUUUGGCUGACUUUGGGCAAAUCUGAUGGUCCUGAGUUCGAGGUUGAUAGUUUGACUCCUGGACAUGAGUAUAAAUUUCGGGUAAAGGCUUUAAACCAAGAAGGAGAAUCAGAACCUCUGGAAACAUUUGGCACUAUCAUAGCCAAGGAUCCUUUUGUCACGCCAUCAAAGCCUGGAACACCAGAGCCAAAAGAUUGGACCGCAAACAAGGUUGAGUUGGUUUGGCAGGAGCCCGCCACUGACGGUGGUUCUCCCAUUACCGGUUAUAUAAUCGAAAUGAAAGACAAAUACAGUCCACUAUGGGAGAAGGCUUUGGAAACAAAUGAUGCCAGUCCCACAGCCUAUAUUAAUGGUUUGAUAGAAGGCAACGAGUAUCAAUUUAAAGUAAUUGCUGUAAAUAAGGCAGGCGCUUCAGAAGCAUCCGAUUCCAGUAAACCAUUUAUUGCAAAGCCACGCUUCCUUGCGCCCAAAAUUGAUCGUCGUAAUUUACGCGACGUAACCAUAUCUGCCGGCACUCCACUUAAAUUUGAUGCUGUUAUUACUGGAGAACCAGCACCAGCAGUUGAUUGGCGAUUCAAUAAAUGUCCCCUGCAAUCAAAUAACAACGUCACUAUUGAGAAUCCGAGUUAUUUUACAAAGUUGGUUAUACGGCCAACAAAACGCGCUGAUUCUGGUGAAUAUGAAGUCACAGCAAAAAAUAGUUCGGGCAAAGAUAGUGCACUAAUUAAUGUAGUUAUAACCGAUAAGCCGAGCCCACCAAAGGGUCCUUUGCAGAUUUCUGAUGUACACAAAGAAGGUUGUCAUCUUAAGUGGAAACGUCCAGUUGACGAUGGUGGCACACCUAUUGAAUACUUCCAGAUCGAUAAGCUUGAUUCGGCAACUGGCUGCUGGGUACCCAUUUGCCGAUCAAAUGAAUUGAAAGCAGAUAUCACUGGUCUUACACCAGGCAGCGAAUGUAAAUUUCGUGUUUCGGCAAUAAAUGGCGAAGGAGAGUCAACGCCAUUGGUAGGAGAUGAAUCUAUAAUAGCCAAAAAUCCAUUUGACGAACCGGGCAAGCCGGAAAAUCUCCGUGCAAAUGAUUGGGAUAGAGAUCAUAUUGACUUAGCUUGGGUGCCUCCUUUAAGUGAUGGUGGCUCUCCAAUCACAGCCUACAUUGUUGAAAAGAAAGAUAAAUACGGACAAUGGGAGAAAGCUCUUGAAGUGUCAGCUGACCAAUGCAAAGCAACUGUUCCUGACCUUAUUGAAGGAGAAGUGUACGAGUUUCGCGUAUCAGCAAUGAAUGUAGGUGGUAUUGGGGAGCCAUCCGAUGCCAUAGCACCCGUAAUUGCUAGACCUCGGAAUAAGGCCCCAUUAAUUGAUCGAACUAACUUAAUUGAAGUGAGACUAAAGGCUGGUCAACCAUUUUCCUUUGAUGUAAAAGUUUCUGGAGAACCCGCACCUAAAACCAAAUGGCUUCUGAAGAAACGUGAAGUAGCUUCGAAAGACAAUAUAAAAGUAACACACGCCGACUAUAAUACAAAACUUAAAGUUUUGAAUUCAACACGCGUUGACUCCGGCAUUUAUACCGUGCAUGCGGAAAAUGCCAACGGCGAAGAUUCUGCUGAUGUUAGAGUUAUUGUAAUAGAUAAACCUUUUCCACCCAAUGGCCCUCUAAAAGUCGACAAUGUUCAUGAUAAAAGCUGCACGCUCCACUGGAAUCCACCAGACGAUGAUGGAGGUCAAUCAAUUGAUUCAUAUGUUAUUGAAAAGAUGGACGAGAUCACCGGACGUUGGGUGCCAGCUGGCGAAACCGAUGGACCAGAAACUAAAUUUAAUAUUCAAGGUUUGACACCGGGGCACAAGUACAAGUACCGUGUUCGUGCUAGAAACAGACAAGGUGUUUCAGAGCCUCUUACCACACCACACUCAACUGAAGCGAAGAACCCUUAUGCUGAACCAUCUAAACCGGGUACACCUGUGAUCAAGGAUUUCGAUAAGGACUUUGUCGAUUUGGAAUGGACAAGACCCGAAGGUGAUGGAGGCUCACCAAUUACCGGUUAUGUUAUUGAAAAACGUGACAAAUAUUCGUCAGACUGGGAGGAAUGUGCGGAGGUGCCUGAAGAUACUUGUAGCGGCUAUAUCCCAAAUUUGACAGAAGGUGUUAAAUAUGAGUUCCGAGUGCGCGCUGUUAAUAAAGCUGGAAAAGGAAAACCUAGUGAUACAGCAGCACCACAUCUGGCACGAAGUAAGAAUGUGCCACCGAAAAUUGAUCGUAAUUACAUGUUGGAUAUUAAGGUGCGUGCAGGUCAAAAAUUUGAGUUUAAUGUGCCAGUAAUAGGCGAACCUGUCCCAGCCAAAGAAUGGUCACAUGAAGGUAACAUGGUUAUCAACACAGACCGUGUUAAAGUCAUCAAUGAAGGACAUCGUACCAAAAUUCGCGUAAUUGACGCCAAGCGUAUCGAUACCGGUGAGUAUACAUUAAUAGCACGCAAUAUCAAUGGCACAGAUCGGGCGACAGUUAAAGUAACCGUAUUAGAUGUGCCUGCACCUCCGGAAGGUCCUUUGCGGCCAGAAGACGUCACUAAGAAUUCCAUUACACUAAGAUGGCGGCCACCUAAAGACGAUGGUGGUUCUGAAAUAAGUCACUAUGUCGUCGAGAAAAUGGACACCGCAGCAAUGCGUUGGAUACCAGUAGGUGAAACUGCUGUUGUACAAAUCCGUGUUGAUAAUUUAAUUGAAGACCACGACUAUAAUUUCCGUGUCCGUGCCGUAAAUAAACAAGGCGAAUCGUUGCCAUUGGGAACUACACAACCAGUCACUGUCAAAGAUCCAUACUCACGACCUGAUAAACCAGGACAACCACAACCAAUUGAUUGGGGUAAAGAUUUCGUUGAACUUAAAUGGCUUGCACCGAAACGUGAUGGCGGCUCACCGAUAACAGGUUACAUUGUGGAGAAACGUCCCAAAUUUGGACAAUGGGAAAAAGCAGCAGAUUUACCAUCUGAUGAGAUUAUAGCUCUUAUACAAAACUUGACAGAAAAGGGCGAGUAUGAGUUUCGGGUGAUGGCUGUGAACAAAGCAGGAUGUAGUGAUCCCUCUGAUCCAUCACCAUUGGUUACAUGCACACCACGAUUUUUAGCACCAUACUUCGACAGAUCAUUACUAGAAGAUAUUACUGUGUAUGCUGGAAAACGUUUGGGGUGGACACUACCAAUAGCAGCUUCUCCAGCACCCAGUAUAAAAUGGUCGUUUAAUGGUAUUGAAAUUAAGCCGGAUUCUCGUGUGGAUAUAAACCUCUUUCAGAAUGAGUUGACAUUUGAAAUAUUAUCAGCCCUUCGAGAAGACGAGGGUCGCUAUACUUUAUCUUUAAAAAAUGAGCACGGGUCAUUUGAAGCGAGCGCUUAUGCGACCGUAUUAGAUCGGCCGAGUUCACCCAUUGGUCCACUCUAUGUAACAAACAUCACAAAAGAGGGAUGCCGUUUAUCUUGGGGUAUACCACAAGACGAUGGUGGUUCACCAAUCUUACAUUAUGUUAUUGAAAAAAUGGACCUUUCUCGUGGUACAUGGUCAGACGCUGGAAUGAGCACACAUCCUGUGCAUGACGUAACACGUUUAACACAUCGUAAAGAGUAUAUAUUCCGAAUAAAAGCUGUAAAUGCCAUUGGAGAGUCGGAUCCACUGGAAUUGCCAAAUAGCAUUAUAGCUAGAAAUGAAUUUGACGAGCCAGAUGCUCCAGGGCGUCCUAUGGUUACAGACUGGGAUAGGGAUCAUGUGGAUCUACAAUGGACACCACCGAAAUCCGAUGGCGGUGCUCCACUAACCGGAUAUAUCAUUCAAAAGAAAGAAAAGGGUAGCCCAUACUGGGCUAAUACACAACAUGUAAAAGCUGACAAGACAGCUAUUACGGUACCUGGCCUGACAGAAGGACAGGAAUAUGAGUUUCGAGUGAUAGCCGUUAACAGAGCUGGACAGUCUGAACCCUCUGAACCAUCAGAUCUUGUUAUGGCAAAGACUCGAUACCUUGCACCAAAGAUUAUUACACCACUUCAAGAUAUUCGAAUAAAGGCUGGUCUUAUAUUCCACACUGUUGUUGACUUCAUUGGUGAACCCACACCAGAAGUGAUGUGGAACCAAAAUAAUAUUACUUUGACUUCAAAUGAGCGCUCAACUAUUACAUCCAUCGGACACCAUACUGUUGUACAUAUUGUUAAUUGUCAACGCAAUAAUUCUGGUACAUAUCAUUUAUUGAUUCGUAAUGACUCAGGUAUAGAUGAAGGCAGCUUCCAAUUAAUUGUUUUAGAUCGACCAGGACCACCCAUAGGUCCCUUAGAGUACGAAGAGGUUACUUCUAAUUCAGUAACUAUGUCUUGGAAACCUCCAAUCGAUAAUGGUGGCUCUGAAAUUUCAUCAUAUGUCAUUGAGAAGCGCGAUCUCACUCACGGCGGUGGUUGGGUGCCUGCGGUUACAUAUGUAAAUGCGAAAUAUAAUCAUGCUGUUGUACCUCGCCUAUUAGAAGGGACUAAAUACGAAUUCCGUGUAAUGGCUGAAAACUUGCAAGGUCGCUCAGAUGCAUUGAACAGCGAUGAAUCUGUGGUCGCUAAAAACCAAUACACGGUACCUGGUAUACCAAGUAAGCCCGAAUUAGUCGAAAGUGACAAAACCCAUAUUACAUUCAAAUGGAAGCCACCGAUUAGUAAUGGUGGUUCACCUGUUUCGGGUUAUGAUAUUGAACGUCGCGAUUUAACAACCGGACGCUGGGUUCGCAUAAACGCCGAGCCAGUACCAACUAUGGAAUAUACCGACGAACGCGUAAGUCCGGAUCAUCAAUAUCAUUAUCGUGUAUCCGCUGUGAAUGCAGCGGGUAGUGGAAAACCAUCCGAACCUUCAAAUAUGCUCAGUGCACGUCCGAUGCGUGAAAAGCCUAAACUACAUCUGGAUGGUCUUAUUGGUCGCAAGAUUAAAGUUCGCGCUGGUGAACCCGUCAAUAUCAAUAUACCCAUAUCAGGUGCACCAGUUCCAGUCAUUGAGUGGAGGUGUGGUAAACUCAAACUACUUGAAACAAAUAAGAUCUCUUAUAAUACUAAUUCUGAACGAACGAUAUUCCGCAUUGAUGAUUCUACAAGACAAGAUGCUGCUGUGUAUACAGUAACCGCCGAAAAUGAGUUCGGCAUAGAUUCGGCAGACUUUGAAAUUAUAGUCGUUGAUAAACCCAGUCCACCUCAAGGACCUCUCAACUACACAGUGGUUGCACCAGAUCAUAUUAGUCUAGAAUGGAAUCCAGCUAAAGACAAUGGUGGAAGUGAUAUUACUGGCUAUAUAAUUGAAUUUAGUGAGUUCGGUGUAGAUAAUUGGCGUCCAGUGCCUGGUUACUGUCCCAAGACAACCUACACUGUCAAAAAUCUAAUCGAAGGGAAAAAAUAUGUGUUCCGUGUCAUGGCUGAAAAUAUUUAUGGCAUUUCCGAAGCGUUGGAUGGUAAACCGGUUAUAGCUAAAUCACUUUUUGAUCCACCAGACGCACCCAGCCAACCCAAAGUUACUGCUUAUUCUCCAAGUUCGGCAAGCUUAGAAUGGCAUCCGCCAGAGUGUUUUGGCGGAAAGCCUAUCACUGGUUACGUGGUAGAACGGCGAGAACGUGGCGGCGAAUGGAUUAAAUGUAACAAUUAUCCAACACCAAACAGGAGCUACACCGUGCAAGACUUACGUGAUGGCAAUCGCUAUGAAUUCCGUGUGAUUGCUGUAAACGAAGCAGGUCCUGGGAAACCAUCGAGGCCAUCUGAACCAAUUACGGCACAAUUACAACGCUACAGACCCGAUGCACCAGAGCCACCUAAAGCAGAUCGAAUUACCAAAAACGGUGUCACACUUUCAUGGAGGCCACCACGUUUCGAUGGUAAAUCGAAAAUUAAGGGAUAUUACUUAGAAAUGCGACCUAAGGACUUAAAAAGCUGGGCUCCGGUUAAUCAGUUGCCAAUCAUGAAUACAGUUUAUCAUAUACCAAAUCUAGAGGAAGGCAUGGAAUACUCGUUCCGAGUGUUUGCUGUAAACGAUGUUGGACGUUCCGAUCCUUCAAAACCUUCUCAGCUAAUUGGGAUUGAGGAGCAACCAAAUAAACCGCGUAUGAAUCUCGGCGGUGUUCGUGAUAUUGUUUGUCGCGCUGGCGAUGAUUUCUGUAUACAUGUGCCAUACACUGGUUUUCCCAAACCAAGUGCCCAUUGGUAUUCGAAUGAUAUAAUCAUAGAAGAUGAUGGUCGUCGUAUAUUCCAACAUUUGACUGACGAUGCUGCGUCAUUUGUUGUCAAGAACUCGAAACGCACAGACUGUGGGCAAUAUAGACUACAAUUGAAGAAUUCUUCAGGAUUUGACACUGCUACGAUUAAUGUUAAAGUGUUAGAUCAUCCUCAAGAACCUACAAAUCUCUGUGCCGAUGAAUUUGCAGGCGAUGCCUUAACACUUUAUUGGGCUCCGCCCAAAGAUGAUGGUGGUUCAUCUGUUACAAAUUAUGUAAUUGAAAGAAAGGAGAGAUCAUCCAACACAUGGGCUAAAGUCAACAGUUACUGCACCACACCAUUUUUACGCAUACGCAAUUUGACACUCGGCCAAGAUUACGACUUCCGAGUUUAUGCUGAAAAUAAAUAUGGUGUAUCUGAACCCAUUGUAACCUCGGAGCCCAUACGCGCACGCCAUCCAUUUGAUAUUCCGAAUGCACCUGGCAUCCCACGUGGAAUUGACUCAAGUGAGGAUAGCAUAACAAUCACGUGGACUAAACCAAGGCAUGAUGGUGGCUCGCCUAUUAGUGGUUAUGUCAUUGAAAAACGUUUGAUCAGCGAAGAGAAAUGGACCAAAGCCAUUCACGCACUUUGUCCAGAUUUGACUUGCAGAAUACCCAAUCUAAUUGAAAAUGGUGAAUACGAAGUUAGAGUAGCUGCCGUCAAUGCAGCUGGACAGUCACCUUAUAGUGCUUCUAGUGACCCCAUUUAUUGUCGCCGCCCACCACUUGCACCGAAGAUUACCUCAGAUUUAUCUAUAAGAGACAUGACAGUCAUUGCUGGCGAAGAGUUCCGCAUUACAGUUCCGUACACAGCAAAUCCACGGGCUACACCAACGUGGACCAUAAAUGGCCAGGAAGUCAUACAAGAUGACCGCAUACGGUUUAAUACACACGACUAUAGUUCUGUUUAUUAUAAUAAAUUAGCUAAACGCUCCGAGACCGGGUCUUAUACCAUUAGUUUAUCUAAUAGUAAAGGAUCAGACACAGCAUCCUGUCAUGUCACAGUGAUGGACAGACCAAGUCAACCACAAGGGCCAUUGUCAGUCUUCGAUAUAACACCAGACACUUGCACGUUGUCUUGGAAGACACCAUUGGAUGACGGUGGAUCGCCAGUAACCAAUUAUGUUGUCGAAAAACUAGAUAAUAGCGGUACCUGGACGAAAGUCAGUAGUUUCAUACGUAACACCCAUUACGAUGCUAUGGGAUUAGAAUCAAAUCGCAAAUAUUACUUCCGAGUACGCGCCGAAAAUCAAUAUGGCCUCUCAGAUCCCCUUGAACUAGCCGACCCAGUUGUUGCUAAAUAUCAAUUCACAGUGCCUGAUGCACCUGGUCAACCUAAGGUAAUCGAUUGGGACUCCGGCAAUGUCACACUUAUAUGGGCCCGUCCGUCUUGUGAUGGUGGCUCCCGUAUACAAGGUUAUCAAAUCGAAUAUCGUGAUAUUGUAAACGACUCAUCAUGGAAUACUUACGAGUAUUUAAUUAAAGAUACCAAAUAUCAACUUUAUAACCUUACCAACGGCUAUGAAUAUGAAUUCCGCAUAAAAGCGAAGAAUGCGGCUGGUUUCAGUAAAGCAUCCCCAUCAUCAACCAAAUUCAAGUUAAAAGGUAAAUUCACUGUGCCCACAUCACCAGGCAUUCCUCAGGUUACAAAGGUUGGUAAGAACUAUGCUGACCUGAAAUGGGAAAAACCGAAAAACGAUGGAAAUUCACGUAUAACUGGGUAUAUUGUAGAACGUCGCGAUGUUGGCGGCGCGGUUUGGGUAAAAUGUAAUGAUUAUAAUAUCAUGGAUACCGAAUACACCGUUCUUAAUUUGAUUGAAUUGGGCGCCUAUGAAUUUCGCAUAUUUGCUGUCAACGCAGCUGGCCGUUCGGAGCCAAGUUCAUGCACAAUGCCAAUUAAGAUAUGCGAAGUGAUUGGGGGUGAGAAACCAGAGUGGAUUAUACGCUUACAAGAUCGUAUUGCACCAUGCGGCAAGGACUAUACAUUACAAUGCCAAGCUAUAGGUAAGCCCUUACCAAAUGCCAGGUGGCUACGCAACGGCAAGGAAAUACAAAUGAGCGGCGGACGAAUUGUAUCCGAGAGGAAAGACGGCAUAUUCCGAUUACAUAUUUCAAAUGCACAAUCUGGUGACGAAGGUGACUACACGUGCGAAGCAUUUAAUUCGCUCGGAUUUGUGCAUACGACUGGACAUUUGAAAAUUGGCUCACCACCAAUUAUAACACGUUGCCCAAGAGAACUUUUACUUGCUGAAGGUGACAAUACUAAAAUUAAGAUACAUUACAAUGGUGAUCAGCCAAUGAAAGUCAUAGUCAGCAGAAAUAACGAAAUUAUUACGGAAAAAGAUGAACCACACAUCAAAUGCACUAGUUUUGAUGAUUACGUUACCAUAUUUAUUCGAGAUAUUGUGAAGAAUGAUUCUGGAUUUUAUCAAGUAAAAUUUGUAAAUGAGUCUGGCUCUGCAGUAGGACAAUUUGACGUACGCAUUACUGGUUUACCUUCUGCUCCAACAGGACCAAUGGGAGUGUCCCAUAUCAACAAACAUACUUGUACUAUAGCAUGGCGCCCACCGGCAUUUGAUGGUGGUUUACGUAUAACUCAUUAUGUCGUUGAACGUAAGGAUGUCACCUCACCUCAUUGGAUAACUGUAUCCAGCUUCUGCAAAGAUUUAUCAUUUAAUGUGCAAGGUCUUACCGAAAACCAGGAAUACAUCUUCCGUGUAGUGGCCGUAAAUGACAAUGGUAUAGGUCCACCGUUGGAAAGUUUGAAUCCUAUUCGAGCGAAGGCACCUAUUGAUCCACCCUCACCACCAGGUAAGCCAAGCGUUACCGAAGUUGGUGGAGAUUUCGUGCAUUUAGAAUGGGCGAAGCCAGAAUCAGAUGGUGGCACACAUAUACAAGGUUAUUGGGUGGAUAAACGUGAAGUUGGUAGUAGCACAUGGCAACGUGUCAACGUUACCAUUUGUCUUACCAAUCAAAUCAAUUGUUCGAAUUUGAUUGAAGGUCGUCAGUACGAAUUCCGCAUUUUUGCGCAAAACGAAGCUGGUUUAUCAAAAGAAUCUACGAACUCCACGGUCUGUAAGGUGAUCGAUCCACAGGCUGCUACACCACCAAUUAUUGUCAAACCUCUGAGUGAUGCAACAUGUAUACAAAAUCACAACGCACAAUUCACAUGUACAAUUACUGGCUUACCCUGUCCCAUUAUUACUUGGUAUAAGGGCGCUCGGGAAAUUACAAAUGGCGCACGUUAUUAUAUGUAUGCUGAAGGCGACAACUAUUUCCUCAAUAUCACUGACGUUUUUGGCGAAGACGCUGAUGAAUACGUUUGUCGUGCAGUUAAUAAGGCCGGAGCAAAAUCAACGCGAGCCGCCUUGGCCAUAUUGACUGCACCGAAAUUGAAUGUACCACCGCGCUUCCGUGACACUGCAUACUUUGACAAGGGUGAAAACGUUGUUAUAAAAAUACCUUUCACUGGUUUUAAAAAACCUAGAAUAACUUGGAUUCGAGAAGGUGAAACAAUUGAAUCCGGCGGACAUUACUCUGUGGAAGUAAAAGAGCGCCAUGCAGUAUUGACAAUACGAGAUGGCUCAAAACUGGACUCUGGUCCAUACGUUAUAAACGCAGAUAAUGAUCUUGGCUCCGACACAGCCACGAUUAGAAUACAGAUCAGCGAUCGUCCAGACCCACCACGCUUCCCUUUGGUUGAGAAUAUAAGCAGUGAAUCGCUAUCUCUUAGUUGGAAAGCACCAGUUUGGGAUGGUGGGUGCCAAAUAACAAGUUAUUUGGUCGAGAAACGUGAGAAUCCAAUGUCAUCAUGGAUACGCGUGGGCAAUACAAGACUCACUUCAAUGGCCGUGACUGGUUUGACGCCAGGCAAAGAAUACGAAUUCCGCAUUUACGCCGACAAUGUGUAUGGACGUUCGAAUCCAUCUGAUACCAGCACACUAAUAAAAACAAGAGAAAUCAUCAAGAAGAAGCCAAUUGAAAAACGUUGGGAAAUCGAUGAAAGCGGAAACAAAAUACGCGGAAAAGCUGAUGGACCAAUUAGGGAUUACGACUCAUAUGUCUUUGAUAUAUUUUCGAAGUUUGUACCACAACCAGUUGAAAUUUCACACGAUAGUGUCUAUGAUAAGUAUGAAAUACUGGAAGAAAUUGGUGCUGGAGCCUUUGGUGUUGUACAUCGGUGUCGCGAACGCAGCACGGGUAACAUAUUUGCUGCGAAGUUCAUACCUGUUUCACAUGCAAUCGAAAAAGAUCUAAUAAGACGUGAAAUAGAUGUUAUGAAUCAAUUACAUCACCAGAAAUUGAUUAAUCUACACGAUGCAUUUGAAGAUGAUGACGAGAUGGUGCUCAUAUUGGAGUUCUUGUCCGGUGGCGAGUUAUUCGAGCGUAUAACCACAGAGGGUUAUCGCAUGACUGAAGCGGAAGUAAUCAACUAUAUGCGCCAGAUAUGUGAGGGCAUACGACACAUGCACGAAAAGAAUAUCAUUCAUUUAGAUAUAAAACCUGAGAAUAUUAUGUGCCAUACUCGCACCAGCACUAAUGUUAAGCUGAUUGAUUUCGGUCUGGCUACCCGCUUAGAUCCAAGCGAAGUAGUUAAAAUAACAACUGGCACAGCCGAAUUUGCGGCACCUGAAAUUGUAAAUCGCGAACCAGUCGGGUUUUACACGGAUAUGUGGGCCACAGGUGUACUGGCAUAUGUACUUUUAAGUGGUUUGUCACCGUUUGCCGGCGAUAAUGAUGUCCAAACUCUCAAAAAUGUUAGAGCAUGCGACUGGGACUUUGAUGCAGAUGCUUUCUGUCAUAUAUCCGACGAAGCAAAGGACUUUAUAAGGAAACUUCUUAUUGCCAAUAAGGAAAAACGUAUGACAGCACAUGAAUGCCUUUUGCAUCCAUGGCUUACCGGUGAUCAUAGUGAUCGUUCAGCGCAAAUUUCGCGUGAACGCUACCUCGCUUUCCGUGAUAAACUUCGAAAGAAAUAUGAAGAUUUCUAUAAAUAUUUACUGCCAAUAGGUCGCCUAUCAGAAUAUUCGUCCUUGCGCAAAUUGUUUAUGGAAAGAUAUAAAAUGCAUGAGACAUCGUUUGAUCGUCGACAAGCGGCACCACGUUUUGUUAUCCGACCAUCAUCACAAUUCUGUUAUGAAGGACAGAGUGUUAAAUUCUAUUGUCGUUGUAUAGCUGGCGCAACACCAACACUAACAUGGUCGCACAAUAAUGUAGAACUACGACAAAGUGUUAAAUUCAUGAAGCGUUAUGCCGGUGAUGAUUAUUAUUUCAUUAUAAACCGCGUUAAACUUGAUGACAGAGGAGAAUAUAUUAUACGGGCCGAAAAUCAUUACGGCUCACGUGAAGAGGUUGUAUUCUUGAACGUACAUCCGCUACCUAAAGAACAGCCUCUUUAUCGCAGCGAAACUACACCAGUGCGCCGACGUGAUCCACUUCCUUAUAUGUUCUGGCAAGAAGAGUCAGAAUCAGCACCCAGCUUUACAUUCCUCUUACGUCCACGUGUCAUGCAAGCGCGGGAUACAUGUAAGCUUCUAUGCUGUCUCAGUGGUAAGCCCGUACCGUCUGUUAAGUGGUAUAAGGAUGGUCGGGAACUUAGCAAGUAUGAAUACUCAAUGUCAACAUCUGAUGGCGUUGUGACAAUGGAAAUUAUUGAUUGCAAGCCCUCGGACUCUGGCAAAUACAUCUGUAAGGCGACUAAUUGUCACGGCUCUGAUGAAACCGAAUGUGUAGUAAUUGUAGAAGGAGAAUGGGUAACAGCUGAGCAAGCAGAACUUGCUCAUAAUUUACUACAUUCCGGAGAUCGUAAAUACAUAGAACAUUCAUUGAAGCCAGCGCCACCACCCGUCAGUACCGUACGUCGCUUUACAUCAAAUAGCUCCUCGAAUCAACACAUAAGUUCAACAGCACAACACAACUCAAGUUAUUCCUCCUUAAGUCAGACCAACAUUCUCAAUUCAAACACCUCAACCGCCUUAAAUACGAAAGGUAUCGGUAAUAGUAGCAAAAAACAGAAAUAUAGUAGCAGUAAUUUACAAACACUAGGAAGCCCGUCCAGAUCUCGCAGUGCUACCAAAGAACUAAUAUUACCGGCUGACGAUGCGCUUAUGUGUAAGCCUGAAUUUACGAAGCCACUACAAGACUUUACCAUAAAUGAUGGUGAUAAGUUACUCUUAACGUGUCAUGUCAAAGGCGACCCUGAACCACAAAUAACAUGGUCGAAAAAUGGAAAGGUCAUUACAUCUUCAGACAUUGUGGACUUGAAGUAUAAAAACGGCGUUGCAACAUUAGCUAUAAGCGAAGUUUUUCCAGAGGAUGAAGGCUUAUUCGCAUGCACUGCUACUAAUUCCAUCAGUGCUGUUGAAACUAAAUGCAAAUUAACUGUUAAACCACUUGAUAAAAAUGCAACUAAACGACAGACAAGUGGAUCUAAGCCACCAAAAAUUGUGAGUCACUUGGAAUCCCGUUUGGUCAAAGACGGCGAAAUGGUAACACUUGCUUGCCGUAUUAUCGGAGCCGAACAUUUUGAUGUAAUUUGGCUACACAACAAUAAAGAGAUCAAACCAAGCAAAGACUUCCAAUAUACAAACGAGGCUAAUAUUUAUAAGUUGCAAAUCGUCGAAAUAUUCCCAGAAGAUGCGGGUACUUACACUUGUGAGGCAUUUAACGACGUUGGUGAAUCUUUCAGCACCUGCACAAUAAACGUCCUCGUACCUGGGGAAGAACCAAAACAGCCCGUAAUUACAAAAUUCCCAAGUUCGGUAACAAUUCAAGAAGGUGAAAGAUGUCAAUUCAUCUGUGAAACACAGGAAGAACCAUUAAAAUUGACGUGGUUAAAGGAUGGCAAGCCAAUAAAUGAAAGCAGUACAAAAUAUAGCUUCAUCAAAGAUGGAAAUCGCUACACCCUUGUUAUUAAAAAUUGCUCUAUUGAUGAUGGGGGUCAAUAUCAAGUGAAAGCUAUUGGUAAGAAGAACGAGACCUCAAGCGCUUUCUCCGUUAAUUUCGACUGAAUAAAGAAUAGAACUUAAUAACUCAGUAAUUAAGUAUAGAAAAAAGAACAAAAACAAAAGAAACACUAAAAAUUAAAACCCGAAUAACAAUCGAUAAAGAAGUAUACUUCUAAUAAAACACUGCUUGGAUUGAAAGCACAAAACGAAAAACUCACUUUUCCAUCUAUCAAACUCAUAAAUAAAACGAAUGAAAUGUCAUGACAUUUAUACCUGAAGUACACAAAAGUAUAUAUAUGGAUAGUACUAUGUAUAUACAUAUCAUAUGUAUGUAUAUGUAUUUAUCAACAAAAUCAUUUUUCACAUUGCCCUAAUCGAACAAAAAAUCAAAAUUGUCUCAUAUGUGUAAUUUGUAUCCUCGAAACGACAAUGAUAAGUAAUUAUGGUAAAAACUAAUCAACUAAAAUGCAUAUUUAUUUUUUGUGAAUUAUUUAUGCUGGGCAAUAAAAUAAUGUAAAUUUCCUUAUAUGCAUAUUCGUAUGCAAUUACACAAGCACAAAACGACUCCGACGUCUAAGUGGCCUAAUUACGCUUAGAUUUUAAACUUAUCAAUUUAAGAUAAACCUUAAGUAUGCUCUUAUUUAUUAAAGCUCAUAAACAAUAAAUGGAGAUUACUAAAAAAUUAA